ACAGACCAGUGUCCUGAGAGAGUGAGACCUUGAUUUGUCGGGGAGGAGGGGACUUUAUCACAAAGACAAGUAAGUGUAAGUGAAGGUUCCUGGGGAGAUAGGAAUCCUGCAAAACCAAACGUCGCACGUCGCCGGAUGCCUGUUGAUAGUUCAGUGGUCAGGUUACCCCCGGCCUGAGAGUCGGGACUGUGCCGUCGUUUGUCCACGAUGCCCAAGAUGGAAAUUGCCAUAAAUCUAGUCUUCGCUACUUUCUUCAUUUCUGUCGGAGGGGCGUUACACAGAAGCAGUUCAGACCAGCAGCAGAGGCUACAGGAGCUGGACACUUUCAUCCAGACCCUGAUGACAUGUGAGUCCAGGCCUAUAGUCGGACUGACCGUGUCCGUGGUCAAGGACGGCCAGACCAUUUUCGCCAAGGGUUACGGCCAGAGGGACCUGCAGACGGGACAAGCUGUGGACAACACGACUCUGUUCGGAGUCGGCUCCAUCUCCAAGUCCUUCACCUCAGCCCUGUUAGCGGCCAUUCUCGGGGAGAGGGAAGACGUGAGCUGGGACACCGUCCUGACGGACAUCCUGGGGCCGGACUUCAGGUUCAAGGACGAGUUCCGCACCAAAGAGGCGACCCUACGAGAUUUAUUGGCGCACAAAACCGGUCUAGAAAGUCUCGGCCUCGCUAUUGAUACUGGACUGGACAUUGAUCGAGCAGAGCUGGCCAGACGAAUACGGUACUUCAGACAGGCCUUCCCAUUCCGUACCCGCUGGCAUUACAACAACUUCAUGUACACCCUCGCCGGGCACGUGGCGGAGAAGCUUGCUGGAAAACCCUACGAGACCCUUCUACGAGAACGUCUCCUGCAGCCGUUGGGCAUGCGCGACACCGUCUAUCUGGCUGAUGUUGUAGAAGAGGGCGGCUUGAAUUUUGCUCAGACGUACUGGACACACAAUCAAACCGGACCGUUUGUUCCCUACAAUCCAGAAAACCGCAGACCUGUGAGGUUACAUCUCCCUGCAGGAGGUGUGGUGUCCAACGCCUUGGACAUGGCCCGGUACAUGAACUUCCACCUGAGCGGGGGGAUGGACGCGGCCGGCCGCCUGGUGGUGCCGGAGGACACCUUACGACAGACCCACACGGCAGACUUCAUCAUGCCCGUGUACAGCGAGAGGGUGGGGCCAGACUGGCCGGUGGGGGCGGACAUGCUGCACGGGUAUGGCCUGGGGUGGAUGAGUGGCUACUACAGAGGCCACAGACGGAUUUACCACAGCGGGUUGGUGACGGGGUUCACGUCGCUGUUAUCGCUGUUCCCGGCGGUCAGAGGCGGCGUCUUCACGUCCGUCAACGGCGUCAGGGGACAGAGUAAAGACGUUCACAACGUCAUCCAUCACCAGAUCAGCGACAUCCUGAUAGGUAAGGACCACUGGCUGAACACCACUACUGCCUGCUCGUACCCUCAGCCCUGGUGGACAAGACCGACGGCCAACGAUCCCGUCAUGCCCGAGACUUCAGACGAAUUCCCGCGAGACAAACGUGACUACGAGGGUGUCUAUGGCAACCGUGCAGCAGGCACCAUGACGAUUAGCCUGAACGCUACAGAUGGGAAAUUGUACUUCAGACUUGGUCUUAUUGGACAUGGUGUUCUUAUGGCUACAGAUCAUCUUAACGUCUUGAAGGCCAGUUUUGAAGGGCCACUGACGGGGUCAACUGUUCUGGUCGAUGUUAAAGUGCAAAACGGUCUCGUCUUUUCCUUGUCUUUCAGAAGUAAGCCCCCUGACCCUGACUUGUUGUUCGAGAGAAAUCUAAAACUAACAGAUCCGGACACUACAAACCCGAAGUGGGACGGAUGUAGUAAUACUUCUGGCGCUAUUCACACUGUACUGUCUAGUCGGGGAAUAUCUAUUGUGUUCAUUCUGAUCUUAGUAAUGUUUCUGUAGGUCGAAGCACCAAGAGAUCGAAUGGCCAAAGAAGAAAAGAGAGCUACGUUUUUCAAGAGGUAUAUCUGGGCUAAGCUGAUGUUGGACUGCAUGCUUAUAGCAUCGUUGUGUCUAUUGGACAAAAUAUGGCAAUUGGCAAUGUCUAC
Messenger RNA from Branchiostoma belcheri (Belcher's lancelet), 2072 nucleotides. RefSeq names its product beta-lactamase-like. Bases 208 to 1926 code for a protein of 572 amino acids. NCBI's taxonomy places the organism in Eukaryota, Metazoa, Chordata, Leptocardii, Amphioxiformes, Branchiostomatidae. The transcript has 5 exons. The record is from RefSeq and is a predicted model, not a curated record.